CUACGCGGUUCUCGUUCCUUUCCCUUUUCUCUUUAGGUGGUGAAGGUGCAACAGUAAUCGGUCGUCCCGAAUCCGGGUUCAUCCGACACUUUCACCAAUUCAAGCCGAACUGAGCUCAGCGACAACAUGCCUCCUAAAUUCGACCCCAACGAGAUUAAAGUCGUGUUCAUGAGAUGCACGGGUGGAGAGGUUGGUGCCACUUCCUCUCUGGCCCCCAAAAUUGGACCUCUGGGUCUGUCCCCCAAGAAAGUGGGUGAUGACAUUGCCAAGGCUACCGGUGACUGGAAGGGUCUGAGAAUCACUGUCAAGCUGACCAUCCAGAACAGACAGGCAGCGAUUGAGGUGGUUCCCUCUGCCUCUGCCCUCAUCAUCAAGGCCCUAAAGGAGCCUCCUCGUGACAGGAAGAAGGUCAAGAACAUUAAGCACUCUGGUAGCAUUACCUUCGAUGAAGUCGUUGGCAUUGCCCGAGUCAUGAGGCCCCGCUCCAUUGCCAGAGAACUUUCAGGAACCAUUAAGGAGAUUCUGGGCACAGCUCAAUCUGUUGGCUGCACCAUCGAUGGCCGCCUGCCCCAUGAUGUCAUUGAUGACAUCAACAGCGGCAAACAGGAGUGCCCAUCUGAUUAAAUGGCUGACAUGGAGGAAUGAAAGCUACACUGUUCAAAAAAUAAAAGUUUUUGGAAAAAUA
Messenger RNA from Clarias gariepinus (North African catfish), 685 nucleotides. It is a transcript of the gene rpl12, whose product is annotated as ribosomal protein L12. The record is from RefSeq and is a predicted model, not a curated record. Gene Ontology annotation, biological process: translation. Gene Ontology annotation, molecular function: large ribosomal subunit rRNA binding; structural constituent of ribosome. NCBI's taxonomy places the organism in Eukaryota, Metazoa, Chordata, Actinopteri, Siluriformes, Clariidae. The transcript is spliced from 7 exons. The coding region runs from base 127 to 624 and encodes 165 amino acids. Gene Ontology annotation, cellular component: cytosolic large ribosomal subunit; ribosome.